Messenger RNA from Hydra vulgaris (swiftwater hydra), 1802 nucleotides. RefSeq names its product H/ACA ribonucleoprotein complex subunit DKC1. Lineage: Eukaryota; Metazoa; Cnidaria; Hydrozoa; Anthoathecata; Hydridae. Gene Ontology annotation, molecular function: RNA binding; pseudouridine synthase activity. Gene Ontology annotation, cellular component: box H/ACA snoRNP complex. The record is from RefSeq and is a predicted model, not a curated record. Gene Ontology annotation, biological process: mRNA pseudouridine synthesis; snRNA pseudouridine synthesis; box H/ACA sno(s)RNA 3'-end processing.
CUCCUUGCUCUUCGUCGCAGUUAGCAUUCACACCAAGCUUUAAUCGUAUACAAAAUGGUACCCUAAGUACACGUGAGAGGUUUUGUUAGUGUACCUCGUGCUUCAUGGUAAUUUGCCGUUAAAUAAUAAUCCAGAAUGGCUGACGUCGAAGUAAAAAAGAAAAAGAAAAGCAAGUCUGAUGUUGCUGAAGAUAUGGAUGGUGAUUAUAUCAUUAAACCAACCUCAGUUAUCCCAAAGCUUGAUACAUCAAAAUGGCCUCUUUUAUUAAAGAAUUAUGACCGUUUAAAUGUGCGAACUGGUCAUUAUACUCCUAUUCCAAGUGGAAGUGCGCCUUUGAAACGAAGUCUUAAGGACUAUUUAGCUGCUGGCUAUAUUAACCUUGAUAAACCAGCUAACCCUUCAUCUCAUGAGGUUGUUGCAUGGGUUAAGCGUAUAUUGCGAGUCCAGAAGACAGGUCAUAGUGGAACACUUGAUCCAAAAGUUACUGGUUGUUUGAUUGUUUGUAUCGAUAGAACAACACGUUUAGUAAAAUCUCAACAAGGAGCAGGAAAAGAGUAUGUUGGUAUACUAAGAUUACACAAUGCAAUUGAAAGUAAAGAUAAAUUAGCUCAGGCAAUUGAAAUGUUGACUGGUGCCUUAUUUCAACGACCUCCUUUAAUUUCUGCUGUAAAGCGUCAACUUCGUGUUAGAACGAUAUAUGAAAGCAAACUUUUGGAGUUUGAUCAAGAAAAAAAUUUAGCUGUGUUUUGGAUUUCCUGUGAAGCUGGAACAUAUGUAAGAACAUUAUGUGUACAUCUUGGGCUUAUACUUGGAGUUGGAGGUCACAUGCAAGAGCUACGAAGAGUUAGAUCAGGAAUUCAGUCUGAAAAUGAGGAUUUAGUAACAAUGCACGAUGUUCUUGAUGCACAAUGGGUUUUCGAUAACACAAAAGAUGAGUCAUAUUUGCGAAAAGUAGUUAAACCAUUAGAAAAGCUAUUGACAGGACAUAAAAGGCUUGUUAUUAAAGAUAGUGCUGUUAAUGCAAUAUGUUAUGGUGCAAAAUUAAUGUUACCUGGUAUUCUUCGCUAUGAGUCAGGAAUUGAUAUGAAUGAUGAUAUUGUUAUGAUGACCACGAAAGGAGAAGCAAUUGCAGUUGGCAUUGCCCUAAUGAGCACAGCUACAAUUGCUACUUGUGAUCAUGGGGUAGUAGCCAAGAUUAAAAGAGUUAUCAUGGAUAGAGAUACUUACCCAAGAAAAUGGGGGCUUGGCCCCAAGGCUUUAGAAAAAAAGAAAAUGAUUGCAUCUGGCUUGCUAGAUAAAUAUGGUAAACCUACUGAAAAUACACCUAAAGAUUGGAAGUCUUAUAAAAGCGUCAAUCAAACAAAGAAUGAAGAUAUUGUGGCUGAAGAAGUUAAAGUUGAAAAAGAUAAUGCUGUAACAUCGGUAAAGCGUAAGCAUGUAAGUAGCGAUGAAGAGGAAGGAAAAGUUAAAAAAGAAAAAAAGAAGAAGAAGAAAUCAAUAAGUUCUGAUCAGAUCGAAAUUAAAGAAGAAGUACAAUCUGAACAUGAAGAAGUAAACAAAGAGAAAAAGAAGAAGAAAAAGAAAAAAUCCAAGCGAGAAAACGAAGAAGAAUAAUCUGGUCAUAUUUAUUGCGUCUGCCUUUUUAUAAGGAAUACCGAUGUCUUCUCAGAGAUACAACCGACGUUUUUCUGCUUGUAAAUUUUUUUAUUUUUGUUUAAAGGAAAUUCGUCAAAUUCUUGAAGUUGUACAAAGUGUAAAAGAAGCAUAUUUUUUAACGAAAAAAAACUAUAUUCAAGAAUUUA